Molecule: messenger RNA, 2190 nt
Organism: Trichomycterus rosablanca
Lineage: Eukaryota; Metazoa; Chordata; Actinopteri; Siluriformes; Trichomycteridae
Gene: chaf1b
Product: chromatin assembly factor 1, subunit B
Exons: 14
Coding region: 90-1919 (609 amino acids)
Biological process (GO): nucleosome assembly; DNA replication-dependent chromatin assembly
Cellular component (GO): CAF-1 complex; nucleus
Molecular function (GO): protein binding
Source: RefSeq, a predicted model, not a curated record
CGGGAAAAGGAAAGAGGAGAAGAAAGCGGGACGUUCAGAAGCAGCUAAAUCAGUAUUUUUAUUUAUUUUGGUAAACUCUCAGAUUUAAGAUGAAGGUGGUAACCUGUGAGAUUGCCUGGCACAACAAGGAGCCAGUUUACAGUAUGGAUUUCCAACAGAAUGCUGAGGCCAGGAUAAACCGUUUGGCCACCGCUGGAGUGGACACCACUGUGCGCAUGUGGCGUGUGGAUACAGGACCAGACGGAAAGGCUGUAGUUGAGUUUCUGUCAAACUUGGCUCGCCACACUAAGGCAGUAAAUGUGGUUCGCUUUUCCCCAACCUCAGAGAUACUCGCCUCGGGUGGUGAUGAUGCAGCAAUUUUACUGUGGAAAGUAAAUGACAGUAAAGAGCCUGAACAGACCCCAGUGUUUCAGGAGGAUGAAGAUAAUCAGCAUAACAAGGAAAGCUGGAUUGUAGUGAAGACUCUCAGGGGACACAUUGAGGACGUGUAUGACAUCUCCUGGACAAGUGAUGGAAAGUUCCUAGUUUCUGGUUCAGUGGACAACACUGCCAUCAUGUGGGAUGUUCAAAAGGGUCAGAAGAUAUACAUCUUUAAUGAUCAUAAGAGCUACGUGCAGGGUGUAGCCUGGGACCCACUCGGCCAGUACAUCAGCACUCUUAGCUGUGACAGGGUUAUGCGUGUGUAUAGUGUGCACACAAAGAAAAGGGCCUACAGCGUGAGCAAGAUGACAUCGGGCUCUGCUGGAGAGGGAGAGGUGAAGAACUACAGAAUGUUCCACGACGACAGCAUGCGCUCGUUUUUCAGACGCCUCUCCUUCACACCAGACGGCUCGUUUUUGCUGGCACCUGCUGGGUGUGUGGAGACGGGAGAAAACGUCACAAACACCACCUAUGUCUUCUCUCGGAAAAGUUUCAAAAGACCAAUAGCCCACCUGCCUUGCCCUGCUAAAGCCACACUAGCUGUACGCUGCUGCCCUGUCUACUUUGAGCUUAGAACCAAGAAGGGAGAGGAUGGAUCAGAGCAACCGCUGCCCAACACAUUUCAGUUGCCCUACCGUCUGGUGUUUGCUGUGGCAUCUGAAGACUCAAUCUUCUUUUACGACACCCAGCAGACGCUGCCGUUUGGUUAUGUGUCCAAUAUACACUACCAUACCCUGAGUGACCUCAGCUGGUCUCGUGAUGGCUCUUUCCUUGCUGUGUCCUCCACUGAUGGCUAUUGCUCAUUUGUUUCCUUUGAGGAGCUAGAGCUGGGCACACCACUAAAAGAGCGACCACAACUAGAAAUGAUCACCCCGGUCAAUGCUGGUGAGAAAAAGAACAAGAGAACACCAGGCAGUGGCCGAACGGCCUCGCCUGUUCCCCGGCCCACCCCUUCACCCGUCACACAGGAGAAGGAGAAAGAAGCUUCCUCUGCUAUGCCUGAAGAUAAGAAGACACCACAAGGCCUGAAAGCCAACUCUAAGCCUAGACGCAUUACCCUCAACACACUGGAGGGUUGGAGCAAACCAAGCACCCCCAAAUCCCCAGCAACACCCACUGCACCUCCUACAAGCAGUCCUAGUGUACCCAAAUCUGCCCCUACCACUCCACUGCAUAGCUUGGGACCUCUCACUGCCCCAAGCACCCCGCUUACACCAGUCAAUGCCAAAAAUGCAACAACACCUAAGGGACCCACUCCCAGGCGAAUUUCUCUGACGCCAGUUAUCUCCAGAACUCCAGCUUCCGCCAAGACCUUUGUUACUCCCUCGUCCACAGAAAAAGCUAAACAUGGUAUGAAAACUAAACCUAAGAGGCCAUCUCCUCCAAAUGACCCAGUGUGCAAGCCACCUGAAUCCAAGCGCCCCAAGACAGAUGGAGCUCCAAGUGAAAGUAGCAACAACAGCACUGAGGCCUCAGCAGAGUCAAUUAUGGAUGCAUAAUUAGCAUGUAACGGGAACCAGAGCUCCUCAUGCUAAGCUCCUCAAAACGUUUUGUAUAUAAAGCUUCCUGGUGUUCAUUUAGUUAAACGUGAUGGCUUGGUCUUAGUACAGAAUCUAAGCAGCAUUCUAAUGACCGGCAGGAUUAAUGAUGUAUUUAUACCUUGUAUUCUUCAGUAAUGUUUAAAUGAAUUUUGCAAAAUGGUGUAAUUGGUUGUUUUUGUUGACUUCAUUGAACAGUGUCUUAUUGAAUACAAAAAAUAUAUAUAUAAAA